Messenger RNA from Bursaphelenchus okinawaensis, 1307 nucleotides. The record is from the annotation of a GenBank genome assembly. Lineage: Eukaryota; Metazoa; Nematoda; Chromadorea; Rhabditida; Aphelenchoididae.
AUGCCUACUCGAAUUUUCUUUGGUCGAUUGCCUUUCCGGACUACUGAACGUGAUAUCGAACAUUUUUGUCGUGGAUUUGGACCUAUCAGUGACGUUAUUCUGAAGAAGGGAUUCGGUUUUGUUGUAAGUUCAUGUUGACAAUGUUGGAAAUAGAUAUUUUCCUAAUAUUCAAGGUUUUCGAUCUUACAUUUUUGCAGUUACUGUAUUUUACAUCGCUCAAAACUCUCAUUGAACCUAAAUUUAGAUAGCAAAUUGUUUGUUACGGUUGAAUUCAUGCUUGUAAUACCUAAAUUUUGUGUGUUUCAGGACUUUGAAAAUCCGAGAGAUGCUGAGGAUGUUGUCUACGAAUUGAAUGGCAAGGAAUUGUUGGGAUCAAGAGUUGUGGUUGAGAAUUGUAAGCCCGGACACAAGCCGUUUCCUUCAUCUUCUCGUGGACGUGAUCGUGACCGUGAUUACCGUGACAGAGACCGUGGUGGUCCUCGCCAACCUAAAUGGUUGAACAAGUAUGGGCCUCCAGAACAAACUCGCUACAGAAUGGUGGUCGAAAACUUGUCUACUAGAUGUUCUUGGCAGGUAAAUCUUUUGUCACGUUACUAAGGUUUAGAUGAAAAGUGCACGUUUUUUUGGAUUUUUGAAUUUAUUUUUCAAAACCAGCAAAGAUGCUUUAUUAUAGUAACUUUGACUUUAAUAGUAGCUUUAAUGUGAUACAAAGGUAGACAUUGUGAAAUAGCCAAAAUUAUUGGUUUUUAAGGCUGUUUAAAGAAGAGAUGCGAUGUAAAUGAAGGUGAGAGGUUAAAGACGUGUAAUGAUGCACAAAAAGAGGGUGUGAAGCAUCUUGAACGCGUUUGAAGAUACUUUAUGAAGAUUUGUUGUUUAGGACCUUAAAGACAUGAUGAGACCGAUUGGAGAAGUCACAUACGCCCAUGCCCACAAGCCGGAGAGAAAUACAGCGUAAGUAAUGUGUAAUUGAUGGUGUUAUGAUUGAAGGGCACUAUCAGCAUUCAUAUGUAUAUUAAAAACUAAAAUUCAGGGCAUUUUCUUUUUAGAUUGAUCUGUUUCCACAGACACGAAGAUCUAAAGAGGGCCAUGGACAAAUUCCAAGGAAAAGACAUAAAUGGAAGGAAGAUCAAACUUAUUGAUGACACAAGAAGGUAAUAUCACAUUUUGAAUAUUUUUAUUGUAAUUUUAGUGCCUCACGGUCACGCUCUCGUAGCCGCAGUCGUUCAAGAUCCGCACGACGAUCUCCUUCUCCUAGAAGCCGAUCACGGUCGCCGAUUGGUCGCUCCAGAAGCCGUAGCCGCUCUUAA